CUCGUGGCAGAGCUGAUUCCCCUGGCUGACGUCAGAGCUGAGUGGGAGAAGAGCAGCGGCCCGCUCCACAAGCAGCGUGUGGCGCAGCACUGCGGGAUAUUUCGUGACUUGUUCAAGGGGGCCACGUUCAUCCCCUGGGUUGCUUUGAGGGUGGAGUACAGCCAAGAAGAUGAGGACCUCGUGCCAGUUUACUACGGGAACGUGGUGACUCCGUCCGAGGCUUCCAGUCCCCCUGCAGUAUCAUAUGAGGCAGAUAAAGGCUCCCUCUGGACUUUGUUGCUCACAAAUCCAGGUGGACAUUUAAGAGACACGGACUCGGAGUACCUCCACUGGCUGGUCCACAGCCUCAAGCUGCGAACCUUCAGCACGUUUGACUUCUACAGAAAGCACGAGGAUGCGAUGACGCCGGCAGGGCUGGCCUUCUUCCCCCNACGUUGGGGCCAUCUUGCUGACGUUGUGCAUCCCCCCCUUCCAGAUAUGAGGGAGCCCGUGUUCGAGUUCGUGCGCCCGCCCGUUUACCAUCCUCCACAAGUGAAGUUUCCUCGCCAGCAGCCUCUGAGGUACCUGGACAGAUACCGAGACAGCGAGGAGCCCACCUACGGCAUCUACUAG
Molecule: messenger RNA, 612 nt
Organism: Merops nubicus (carmine bee-eater)
Lineage: Eukaryota; Metazoa; Chordata; Aves; Coraciiformes; Meropidae
Gene: MRPL38
Product: mitochondrial ribosomal protein L38
Exons: 5
Source: RefSeq, a predicted model, not a curated record